AUGAGCAGUUCAGCAAUUGUUGACCUCAUCGCCCUGAUGCCUACCAGCAAAGAACAAUCUACUCCAGAAGUCAUAGAAAAUGUAGGCAGUCCCCAGGAAGCAGUGGACCUCAUGGAGUCUCCUUCGGUGGCCACCCAGCAAAGAAUGAGCAGUGCAACUCCUGAGUGCUCCCCGGAGGGACACCGCGUCCUCCGCAAUCCCUACCGCAGCACCAGGUUUGACUCGCUGGAGCUGCAGCGAACGGCGAUUCAGGACCUGGUUUGUGACCACUCCUUGCCACCCGCAUGGUACCGUUUCAUGAUUGGCAACAGACCCGCGGAAAUGCCAACGAGAUGUAUUGAGAUGAAUAAAUGCGGGACGCAAGCUCCGGUGUGGCUGUCGCUGAAGUCUGAAUCCCUGCCGGUACCUGGUGAGAGCAAGAGGCUCACGGCCUGCGCUACCUGGCAGGUCUUCUUCGGGGGCACCAAGGACUGCUGCUUGUUUCGGAUACCCAUCGCCGUCAGGAAUUGCGGCGACUUUUUUGUGUAUCUCCUGCAGCCUACUCAAGGAUGCAUGGGCUACUGCGCGGAAGACAAACUCACACGCCUGGCUUUGCAACCAGCGAUAACUCCUGAGCUUGUGCAAGGUCGUGUCCACCUGAAGUGCACUUACAGCCGCCCCUCCUCCAAGCUGCCGCUGCAAUAUGUGGUGGUCUGGUCGCGCCUGUCCACCCCUGGCACGAAAGAGCAGAUUCAGCAUGACACCACCCUGCAGCCAUUUUCCUACGUCGAGAUGAACGGCGUAAAUCUCAGAUUGGGAGACACGGUGGAGACCAGUGACGAGUGGCUUUCCUCAGAGGUCAGCAUUGGGAUGGACACUGUUUAA
Molecule: messenger RNA, 864 nt
Organism: Opisthocomus hoazin
Lineage: Eukaryota; Metazoa; Chordata; Aves; Opisthocomiformes; Opisthocomidae
Source: RefSeq, a predicted model, not a curated record